UCAUUUGGAGUCCGAGCAGAAACGACAGCCCACGCAAUAAAGAAAAAACAAAAACGACAGCGCGUUUUGAUCUCCUCGUUUGCUUAAAACUGCAGAUCGAAGGCCAACAGCUACGUCAAUCAAACUCCGACAACGUACUCCUGCGAGACUGAAAAUUUUCAGGGAUACUCUUAUUUGACUGAAAUACUGCAAAAGUUUGAAUGUUUGAGCUUUGGGAUUGAAAAUGAUUUAUUUGUACUAUUGGGGUAGAGGCAGGUUUAGUUAAAAUCAAAAGAGUAGAUAUGGUAAAGGUUGUGGCUUUAGUCAUUUAAUGGGAAAAACUUGGUUGUCAUCAUAAUUGGGCUUGCUUUGAAACUAAUGAAGGUUCAUCACUCUAGUUUCGUGGAUGAGGAGGGAGUGAAAAAAGCUUGUGGCUGUCCUUUGCUUCCGUUGAAAAGUCAUAUAAAGGGUCCUGCUCCAGUUUCGGAUCAAGAUAGAACUGAUAUAGUUGAUGAAGCAAUCACGUUUUUUCGUGCCAAUGUUUUCUUUAGAAAAUUUAAUAUUCAGAGCCCAGCAGAUAAGCUCCUUAUUUACUUAACGUUCUACAUCAAUGUGGCUUUGAAGAGGCUUGAGGGUUGUAGAACUUUGGCUGAAGGUACCAAGGCAAUAAUUAACUUGGGUUUGGAGAAGGUUUCUGUGCCUGGAGAGUCUGGUUUUCCUUUCCCGGGUCUUUUUGCGGAUCCUCAAUCUCAGAAGGAAGCAGAGCUCUUCAGAAAGUAUCUUAAACAGACAAGGGAGGAAACAAGUGGGAGAUUACUGAGUGUCGCAUAUAGACCCAAUGGGACUCCAAACAAAUGGUGGUUGGCAUUUGCCAAGAGGAAAUUCAUGAAUAUCAUUGCUCUUUGAAUAUUUUGUUUAUAUAUUCAACCUAAGGUGACGAGUAGAAGCCUUAUAACAAGUUGUGAAUAUUCUUUGUUACCAAGCUAAAUAUGAAUGACAAUGCCUUCAAAACCGGCAGACAUGUUUUGGUGCUAAUGACUGAUAUUACAGUAUAUUUGUAAAAUGAAGUUGAAGUUUCUAUU
This is a messenger RNA of Populus trichocarpa (black cottonwood), 1061 nucleotides long. Its product is annotated as actin-related protein 2/3 complex subunit 3. Gene Ontology annotation, biological process: Arp2/3 complex-mediated actin nucleation; regulation of actin filament polymerization. Gene Ontology annotation, molecular function: actin filament binding. Lineage: Eukaryota; Viridiplantae; Streptophyta; Magnoliopsida; Malpighiales; Salicaceae. Gene Ontology annotation, cellular component: Arp2/3 protein complex; cytoskeleton. The record is from RefSeq and is a predicted model, not a curated record. The transcript has 6 exons. The coding region runs from base 358 to 885 and encodes 175 amino acids.